Messenger RNA from Podarcis lilfordi (Lilford's wall lizard), 249 nucleotides. NCBI's taxonomy places the organism in Eukaryota, Metazoa, Chordata, Lepidosauria, Squamata, Lacertidae. The record is from the annotation of a GenBank genome assembly.
AUGGCCCUGCUGAGCAUGGCCAGGAGCCGGCUGUAUUGGAAGACUGUGGGGCAACCAGAGGGCAUCAAGUUGGAACAGGAAAUGGACCGUCCUUUUGUGCACUGGAGCACCAUUCCUAUCAAGCACUUUCAGCCCAGCCUGCCCAGAUUGCGUAUUCCAAAACUGGAAGAUACUAUCAAUAGAUAUUUAGCUGCUCAGAAGCCACUAUUGAAUGAAGAAGAGGACAGAAAUAGUGAAAAAACUUGCUAG